UCGGCGUCUCGGUUCUGAUUCUCAUUUCGGUUCGAGAGACGAAGCAGCUCUUCCUCGCUGCUCUCUCCCUCCAUUUUCCUCCUCCUCUUCCUCCUCCUCCUCCUUCUCCUCUUCCUCAGACGGUCGGUCCGACUCCUCGCCUUCGCCGCCUCCAUCAUCAUCCUCGGAGCCAGUCGACCCCUUACCCUCACCAUGGCAACGGUCAUCAGCACGCGCUUCUCCGAUGAGUAUCAACUGUACGAGGAGCUGGGAAAGGGAGCGUUCUCCGUGGUGCGGCGCUGUGUGAAGGUUCUAUCGGGUCAGGAAUACGCUGCCAAGAUCAUCAACACCAAGAAGCUGUCUGCUAGAGAUCACCAGAAAUUGGACCGAGAAGCCCGGAUCUGUCGGCUGCUGAAGCAUCCCAACAUCGUUCGGCUUCAUGACAGCAUCUCAGAGGAGGCGCAUCAUUACCUCAUCUUCGACCUGGUUACAGGUGGAGAGCUGUUUGAAGACAUCGUAGCCAGAGAAUAUUACAGUGAAGCCGAUGCCAGCCACUGCAUCCAGCAGAUCCUGGAGGCGGUGCUUCACUGUCAUCAAAUGGGCGUGGUCCACCGAGACCUGAAGCCAGAGAACCUGCUGCUGGCCUCCAAGUCUAAAGGAGCGGCGGUGAAACUGGCCGACUUCGGCCUCGCCAUCGAGGUGGAGGGCGACCAGCAGGCCUGGUUUGGCUUUGCUGGAACUCCAGGCUACCUGUCUCCAGAGGUCCUGAGGAAGGACCCAUACGGGAAGGCGGUGGACCUCUGGGCCUGCGGCGUGAUUCUCUACAUCCUUCUGGUGGGCUACCCUCCGUUCUGGGAUGAAGACCAGCACCGCCUCUACCAGCAGAUCAAAGCUGGAGCCUAUGACUUUCCUUCCCCGGAGUGGGACACGGUGACGCCCGAAGCCAAAGACCUGAUCAACAAGAUGCUGACCAUCAACCCGGCCAAACGCAUCACCGCCGCUGAGGCGCUCAAACACCCCUGGAUCUCUCACCGCUCCACCGUGGCUUCCUGUAUGCAUCGCCAAGAGACAGUUGAAUGUUUGAAGAAAUUCAACGCCAGGAGGAAGCUGAAGGGGGCCAUCCUGACCACCAUGCUGGCCACCAGGAACUUCUCUGGAGGAAAGAGUGGCAGCAACAAGAAGGCCGACGGAGUCAAGGAGUCGUCUGAGAGCACCAACACCACCAUCGAGGAUGAAGACACCAGAGUGAGGAAACAGGACAUCAUUAAAGUGACGGAGCAGCUCAUCGAGGCCAUCAGUAAUGGAGACUUUGAGAGCUACACGAAAAUGUGCGACCCAGCAGUGACGGCGUUUGAACCCGAGGCUUUGGGGAACCUGGUCGAAGGCUUGGACUUCCACCGCUUUUAUUUUGAAAACUUGUGGUCCAAAAACAGCAAGCCGGUGCACACCACCAUCCUGAACCCCCACAUCCACCUGGUGGGCGACGAGGCCGCCUGCAUUGCCUACAUCCGGGUCACGCAGUAUAUCGACUCCAACGGCACGCCGCGCACCGCCCAAUCAGAGGAGACCAGGGUGUGGCACCGUCGGGACGGGAAAUGGCAGAUCGUCCACUUCCACCGCUCAGGAUCGCCCUCCACCCUCAGCAACUAACGUCCUCCUCCAGAGUGGGCGGGGCUCUAAUGGGGCUGCUGUCGCCUUGACAACGGGAUGAUUGACAGCAAGCCAGCUGUUGUCUGACACCAACCAUUCAGGAUUUUCUUUGAGGCGUUGGAGGAGGAAACUGCGGGGUCAGAAAGCUUCGGUCAUCCGGCAGUGAAUCCCAUCACCAAUUAACCAAUCAGUCAUCCAACCAAUAACACAGCUUUGUAACUGACCAAUCAGUUCGCUCCGUGCAGUGGGUAGGAAACUUUGUAUCUCCAGCUGUAUGCACACAGCGCCCCCUUGUGGUCAGAAGCUCUCAUUGAUUAAAAUGUGCGAUUAGCUCUGAUCUUUUUGAUGCUACUGAGCAUGUGCAGAAAGCUCUGCACUUUCAUCAUCAUGUCAGACAUUUAUUAUCAACUAAUCGGAAUCAGAACCAAUCACAUUGAUCCCACUGAGCCUGAAGUAGUCUGAGAUACAAGGUUUCCCCCUGCUGGUCACUUUUGAUAUCUGCAGUAAUAAAUAAUAUUUAGUUUAUUGUUAUCUUUAGAAUAAAAAUAUAAAUAAGUUGUAAUAUUGAUUAUCUGCUGAUUACAGAGUUUAUCAUAACAUUUCAUUUACACACACACACACAAAUGACAUACACACUGCACCCUCUGGUGUUCAGAGAGUGCCAGAAACUUCCUCCACUUUCGAUCUUCCACUUACACCACCCACCACAACUAGGAGGGCCUAACGAGCUAGUUUAACGAGCUAGCUUAGCGAGCUAUCUGCUCCUCCUCCACGGCUCUUUCAGCUGGAGGAAGUUUAUUGUUCUGGUUGAAAUGUUUUCCAUCUAGAAACUGGAAGAGGAAGUGACCUCAGGUCUGUGGACUUGAUGUCUGUAAGGCUCGUUGUUCUGCUGGGAGAUUCUAGGCGCUGCUUUAGUAGAACCAGCAGGUCGUUUCAGAACAGACGCGAAAUCAGACGACCAAUCAGAACCACGACACCAUUCGCAUAAACCUGGAACGACCAUGGUUGGUACCGGUAUCACUACCAUGGUUGGUACCAGGUGUACAAGUGAGUAAAUGAAUCAGUUCUUGAACUGGACUGCAGGUUCAGAUUCUAUAUAUUUAAAUAAAACCUUCCAAAUGGUACAGAUCACAGAUAUUGGUUCUGAAAUGGAUCAGAACCAGUCCAUAGCUUGGUUCUGGUUGGUACUCUUGUUGGACUCGUCUGGACCUCUGUGAGCAGAACCAGCAGGUUCUGAGGGUUUGUUCUGCAUCGUCUCUAUUGGGUUUUUAGAGGUCGACCUGGCCUGAAGCAGAACUCAGCAGCUCCCUCUGGCAGUUGGUUCUGAUGGACCCUGCAUGGACAGCUCGUGUUUCUUCCUCCUUGGUGCCGGUUCUGUACAGACUGUAUGACUCUCUGCAUGCUGGACUUUGUGUUUAGUGUUUGGGCUUCAGGCGCCGCCGCGUUCCGGCCGUUCCCGGCUCUCGGACCUUUCCGUCGCUAGGGUUUAGUAUUUGUCAUUGGGAUCAAUGGUGUCCGUUAGCCUUGAGCUAACGAAACGCCGCCGGUGCCACUUUGAUAUUCUGCCUUUUCGGACCCGUUGUAUUUGUCUCUGAAGCUUUCAGGAGCUUUUUACCGUCAGGAGAAUGUAGAACUUUGUACAAUCAGAUUCUUACCAUGUCGAUGACGAUGAUGAUAUUAUACCUUCUUGUGUGGCGUUUGUAUAUUUGAAGCUUUUUAAGCUUCCAGCUUCCUGGUUUGGAUUUUUUCGUGUUUUAGCAGCUGCUGAAUGUUUUCCCUGCUGCUGCCCUUUGGUUCGCUUCACACUGAUCUCUGGGUCAUCCGGAGUCCAGGCUGAGGACCCAGAGGGGUGGGGCAUCGGGGGCGAAGCCUUCUAGCUAAGGUUUAGGCCACACCCACUGAUCCAACAGGACAUUGAGUCAGAAAGCCAAUGCACCUUAUGGCGGGCCUGUCAGGUUCUGUUCUGGUGACCCGUUGUGUUCCUCCUGCUCUGAAUUUAUGCUUUUCUACCAGUGGUGGGCACAAUAAUGCUAAUGUGCUAACAGCAGAGCUACCUUUUAGCUUCAGCGUUGUUGCUAACUUAGCUUGUCCUGAAUUAAUUUUUCUGAAUAAAUUCUAAAGUGCUAAUUUUCCCAGCUGUUUUAUGAACAUUCAUGUUAAAUAAAUAAAGUUUUAUUCAUGUUAAAUAAGUUUAACAUGAAUAUCAUGUAAACAUCAUUUUGUUAUGAGCAUGUCAAAUCAUAAUGUCAACAUGAAAGCAGUGCUGACGGGUUGUCAAUAAUCUGAAUGGCUUUAUAGUUAGCAUUUUUUAAAUACCAUGUUGUUGUUGCGUGUUAGCAUUAGCACAGCUAACUCUUUAGCUAGCGUUGCCUACCACUGAAGAAAAUCUUUGUUUACGCUCCUGUCCCUUUAAGAUGCCCCCUCUCUGCUGAUUGGCUAGCCUGUGGACGAGCCCUGGCCUCCCGUGUUUGCAGUGCAAUGCCGCACCUGGACUCCAGGUGACGCCCCAGAGAGAACGGCUGUUUCCUACAGUCUCAGUGGUUUUUACAGCUGCACCUUCACUCUGAACUCUUACGACACUUGAAAGUAUUUAUUAGUGGUGAACGAUGCAAAAAUAUCUGAGAUGUCAUUUUUUAGAAACUUUUGCUGUUGAAGCUGAGUCGAUUCCUCUCCCGAAAAGAAUCGUUCUGCUGCUGGAUCCGCUUCAGGAUCCGCUUCCCGACUCAGCAGCGUGGCGGUGUUAUGAUGUGGGAUCCCACCUCUCCGUCGCAGCUCUGCAGACAGGAGGCAGGGAGAAUCUCCAGAUGUUAAUAAGUUAAUAAAAGAGCCGGCUGAAUGUAUCCCUGCUGGUUAAAGGGCCAGCCCAGAGAGCCAUUCUUCCUGUUUCCUGUCGCCCUGCAGAACUAAUCAGUGAUCAAUAAUCCCCAAUAAUCCUCUCAGCUUUUUCUACUAUGAUGAAUAUUGUUCUGUACUGUAUUAUCUGGACUAAUGCUGCAUGCUCAGUGUUUACCUGUGGGAGUCUGUGUGUGUCUGAGGGAGAGAAUGUGUUUUUAAAUAGUUUUUUUUUUGUAGUUUUUGGAGUAUUUUCUUCUUCUGCAUCGUGUUCAAUAUGAUUCUGUAAAUAAAGGAGAUGGUCAAACUC
This is a messenger RNA of Poeciliopsis prolifica (blackstripe livebearer), 4771 nucleotides long. RefSeq names its product calcium/calmodulin-dependent protein kinase II alpha (gene camk2a). Lineage: Eukaryota; Metazoa; Chordata; Actinopteri; Cyprinodontiformes; Poeciliidae. The record is from RefSeq and is a predicted model, not a curated record. The transcript has 18 exons. The coding region runs from base 193 to 1629 and encodes 478 amino acids. Gene Ontology annotation, molecular function: calmodulin binding; ATP binding; calcium/calmodulin-dependent protein kinase activity. Gene Ontology annotation, biological process: protein phosphorylation. Gene Ontology annotation, cellular component: neuron projection; cytoplasm.